Messenger RNA from Salvelinus namaycush (lake trout), 2182 nucleotides. RefSeq names its product Src homology 2 domain containing transforming protein D, b (gene shdb). NCBI's taxonomy places the organism in Eukaryota, Metazoa, Chordata, Actinopteri, Salmoniformes, Salmonidae. The record is from RefSeq and is a predicted model, not a curated record. The coding region runs from base 233 to 1423 and encodes 396 amino acids. The transcript is spliced from 7 exons. Gene Ontology annotation, molecular function: phosphotyrosine residue binding.
UCAACUGUGCUUCUCCACCCUCGCACCGGCGCUGACUGUAGUUGUUUUACUUUCUCUAUUUACAGUAACGGACAAAAGCUAUCAAAAUAGGAAGACCUUCCACGUUUGCCUUUAUUACGAUCAAAAUGAAGAAACGUGGAAUAAAGCGCUCGAAUACUGAGUGGUAGAAGAAGCCAAGGACCGAAGCAACCUGCCUUUAAACCCAUCAAGUGUCUGAGGGAGCAGAGGUCAAAUGGCAAAGUGGCUCAAAGACUAUCUGAGUUUUGGGAGCAGGAGGAUGCCUCCUCAGCCACCCAAACCAGACUACACCGAGAGUGAGAUUCUGAAAGCCUAUCGGGCUCAGAAGAAUCUAGACUUUGAGGACCCGUACGAGAACUCUGAGAACCGGGACAGAAACGACUCUGGGUCAUCAGACUCUUCCCUUGUUGCCUUUGGUUCUCCUCUGAAGUCCGCCAGCCUGGAUAUGAAGGUUGUAUCUCCCAAACACCGCCUCAUCAAGGUGGACUCACAGGAGCUGGGGCGAACUAAGAUCUUACUGAGUACCGUCUCCUUAGAGGAACAAGAGCCUGUAGUUCCAUCAGCCCCAGCAGUAGGGGACACAGAUUACUCUGAUCCGUUUGAUGCUCACCCAAACCCCUGGCCAGAGCCUGAUCUGGGACACGUUCCCUGUGAGAACAACGGCUACAUGGAGCCUUACGAGGCCCAACGUGUCAUCACAGAGUUGCAGCGUGGCCCCGGGGCAGGCCUUGCGCGGGGCGAGGUGCAGCUCUACGACACCCCCUAUGAGGAUGAACGGGGGCGGCCGUUGGGGGUGGGGCUGGGUUACGGAGACCUCCUGGAGGAGGGCAGGGAGAGCCGGCUGCCGCAGGAUGAUGAGCGGCCAGCAGAUGAAUACGAUCAGCCCUGGGAGUGGAAGAAAGACAACAUCUCUAAAGCCUUCGCAGUACAGUUUGAUGGUGCCGAGUGGGACCGGUCCUCGUCCCCCACGGAGCGCCUGCGUCCUCCCAGGUCCAGUCCCCUGGCAGGAGGGGGUAUGAAGUUCCGGAUGCCCUGCUCUGACCCCCACAACAUGAUGGGGGAGAGAGUAGACCCCACCCUGCCCCUGGAGAAACAAGUGUGGUAUCACGGGGCCCUAUCACGUUCAGAGGCGGAGUCUCUUCUGACCCUGUGUAAGGAGUGUAGCUACCUGGUGAGGAACAGCCAGACCAGCCGCAAUGACUACUCCCUCUCACUACGGAGCUGCCAAGGCUUCAUGCACAUGAAGUUCAGCCAGUGUAAGGAUGGGAAGUACGUCCUUGGGCAGAACAGCCUGCCAUUCGACACCAUCCCAGAGGUCAUCCACUUCUACACCACACACAAGCUACCAAUCAGAGGAGCCGAACACUUGUCUCUGCUCUUCCCCGUGCUCGUACAGACCCUCUGAUUGGCAGGGACUCUGUUCCUGGUAUCCUGGGUCACAUUGUGAUUGGACACUGACUUUAGAUUGGGUAAAUCCCUUCAAUAUUCAAGUCAAUCAGGCCGCCAGUGCUCUAUUUGGACUGGACUAUUUUGUUGAGGAUUCAGCAUCUGCUGGCUUGUCAGUACAGUACCUUCACGGACCUUCUUGUUUCUAUGAUGCCAACUCUCUCUGAUUUGGGAACAGAUUCACAUAAAAUGCAAUAUCUGGACUAUACCGGCGCCUUCGGUACCUGGGAUGCUCUCUGGAUUACCUGUUGCAGAAUGAGCCUCUCACUGAGCUAGUAUUGCUCCACUGGUUGACAGUCUCAAGGAAAACUUGGUUGUACUCACACAAACACACCUCUGUUGAUUUGAUACUUUCUGUACUGUUGAGUAAAUCCUAUCAUGUUGACAAAUUGGAAGUCAAACCCAGAUCACUGUAUGGCUGUUGUAGCAGCAGCUGUAGGGCUGUGUCUAAUUGUACUACUGUUUCCAUGUGUUUGUCAUAAUGAUCUGUAUGUCUGGACACCUUCACUGCCUGGUUGCAGUGCUCUGUAGUUGACCAGCACCAGCCAAAGGUUUAUAUGGCCACAUAAAUGGCCAAAUCACAAUGAUAAUGGGUGUUAUGUUUUAAUGAUCAUUCUUAUUACCUGGAUAUUCAAUGACUUUCUCAUCUCUGAUGUAUAAUUAUGGAUAGGACAUGUUUUCUCAUUUACCUGCUGUGUUCAAACGUUUCACCUGUGGU